CUCCCUCCAAGCAGUUCGGGUUCUGGCUGCGGAGGAUGUCACACAGGAAUUUUGUUAACCCCUAAUGAUCUGCAUACUCCGGUAACCCGCUCACAGGGAAGGCUCCAGGUUCCCUUAGAAUGGUUCAUAGAAAAUAUUUCCGUACACUUCAUUUUAAGGCUCUCUUUUUGCCCAAAUGAAAAAUGGCCGCUUGGCAGCUUCCUCCACUCAAUGGCUUCAGCAGCCGGUUGGGGGCGUGAAUUCCUGAACUUCCGGUUAGAGAAGGGCGAGAAUCCGCAUUAGCGGUUUAUUCGUAUGUGGGCGGGGCUGUGAGUAAGUGCACUUCCGGGUACCUGUGGUAGGAGUGAAGGCAGCGCUCAGAGCACGAUGGCAGAGCCGGGCAGACCUCAGAGGAAGAUGUCUCGUACGGGGCUCUCUCUGUACCAGGUGCUGGGUCUGGAGAAGGGGGCCUCGCAGGACGACAUUAAGAAGGCGUACAGAAAGUUAGCCCUGCGCUAUCACCCGGACAAGAACCCCGACAAUCCAGAAGCUGCCGAAAAGUUCAAGGAGAUCAAUAACGCCAACUCUACUCUCACCGACGACAACAAGCGCAGGAUCUACGACCAGUACGGCUCCAUGGGGCUCUACGUGGCCGAGCAGUUCGGAGAGGAGAGCGUCAAGUACUACUUCCUGAUGUCCAAGUGCUGGUUCAAAGCGCUGGUGAUCUGCUGCUCUCUGGUCACCUGCUGUUGCUGCUGCUGUUGCUGCGGGUUCUGCUGCGGCCGCUGUAAGCCCCCCGAGGAGGACGAGUCGUAUAAAUGCGUCAAUCCCGAGGACCUGGAGGCUCAGAUCAGGGCAGAGGAUGGUGAUGACGUUAUCCACGUGCAGCCGUCCCCCGGACCCCCCGUUCACCCCGAGCCUCCGCGGCAGAAUUCCUAACGGCGUUGGUGCGCCAGGAUCCGGUGAAUGAAACCUCUCAGUGGGUGCCAGCUCCGGUGAUUGGCCGCACAUCUGCCGGAUGGGGAGCUUCUCUCGUGGUCCCUGAUUUUUUGCCCAGGAGAGAGUCUGACAGCCGAUGCCCAUCGCCCAUCUCUGCCAAUAAACAUUCCCAGUGCUGGCCCCAGGGGUCCCGCUCUAUGCUUGUAAUUACUGUUCUCGCGGUUAAUGGCUGGAACUUAGUAGGAGAGGGUUUAAUACCCCAAGCUUUCUGUCCGUUCCUGCCCCGCAUUCACCGCCCUCCUGCCCCGCUCCGGCAGCGAGCGCUCGCUCACUCACCGUGGAUCGUGGACUGGAUUCUGCAUGGACGGGAGGGCUCUGCUGCCGCUGCCACGUUGCUCGCCGCGUACUGACUGUGUUUGCCCCCCUUUAUGAUCC
Messenger RNA from Spea bombifrons (plains spadefoot toad), 1353 nucleotides. RefSeq names its product DnaJ heat shock protein family (Hsp40) member C5 gamma (gene DNAJC5G). The transcript is spliced from 6 exons. The record is from RefSeq and is a predicted model, not a curated record. Bases 367 to 918 code for a protein of 183 amino acids. NCBI's taxonomy places the organism in Eukaryota, Metazoa, Chordata, Amphibia, Anura, Pelobatidae.